Messenger RNA from Zea mays, 1062 nucleotides. RefSeq lists its product as uncharacterized. Bases 91 to 1062 code for a protein of 323 amino acids. The record is from RefSeq and is a predicted model, not a curated record. The transcript has 3 exons. Lineage: Eukaryota; Viridiplantae; Streptophyta; Magnoliopsida; Poales; Poaceae.
GACUUCUCUUUAGAUACGUACAAACGUGAUAUCAUCAUUGAAACACAUAAUAGAGAGCUUAAAAGAAUCUCCUCAUUACAUCCAGCUUACAUGCCUCUCCAAUAUCCUCUUUUAUUUCCUUAUGGUGAACGUGGAUUCCAGCUCGGUAUUCAUUACAGUAAUAGAAAUCCUAUUGGGGCAACCACAGGACGCCAUAUGACAAUGCAAGAAUACUAUUGCUAUCAAUUCCAUUAUAGGAAGAAUCAGCCAAAUCCGUACCUAUGCUAUGGUCUGUUAUCAAGCCAAGCCAAAGUUGACGCACGUGCUGCUAUUGAGGAGAGUAGACUUCACUACAUUGCUCAAAAUCAAAGAAACUUACGGAUGGAAAGUAUCCAAGGAAUAGCAGAUGCUGUUAGCCGUGGAUGCAUAAAUGGCGAUGAAAUGGGAAAAAGAGUUGUUCUUCCAGCAUCGCACGUUGGAGGACGACGCUAUAUGAUUCAAAAUUACCAUGACGGUCUAGCAAUUUGUGGAAAGUAUGGUCCUCCUGACUUUUUUGUUACAUUUACAUGUAACCCUUCAUGGCCUGAAAUUACUGAAAGUAUCUUUCAGCAUGGUCAAACAGCUCCUGACAGAUCAGACGUAGUUACACGGGUCUUCCAUCUAAAGCUUCAUGAAUUACUUCAGGAUAUUAGAUCAGGAACUAUCUUUGGUCCGUUACUGGCAGUGUUACAUACCGUUGAAUUCCAAAAACGUGGCUUGCCUCAUGCACACAUUAUAUUUUGGGUCUCCACUGACACUUCUCAACCAACACCUGAGCUAAUUGACUCAUUUAUAACUGCUGAGAUACCAGAUCCAGAAACUGAUCCGUUAGGGUACGCCUUAGUUGCUGAACAUAUGGUCCAUGGCCCAUGUGGAGAUUACAACAAACAUGCUCCUUGCAUGAAAAAUGGUCGAUGUUCAAAAAACUAUCCAAAAAAACUUCAAGAGGAAACUUCCUUUGAUGAGAAUGGCUUUGUUCUCUACAGAAGAAGAAAUAAUGGACGUGUUGUUUUCAAAAAUAAGAUUGCACUGGAUAAUAGGUAG